ACACACACACACAGCUCUUGCUUGCCUCAUCAGCAGCAGAGUGGGCCGACUCGCUGCUGCAUCUCUCUCUCUCUCUCUCUCUCUCUCUCUCUCUCUCUGUCUCUCUCUCUCCCCACAUUCAGCUGCAUCUGGAGCCUGCAGAGUGGUGAGCAGGACAGGGGCCGGUGCUUGCAGGCAGCAUGUUUAGUGCCACGCCACAACAUCCACAAGAGCCAGAAAAAAAAGCUUGAGAUCACUACCAACCAACAGCAGAGAACCGAUAAACCACAAAGGGAAAACGAAAAACACACAGCCGGAGCUGGAGGAGGAGACAACAGUGGAAAAGGAGAAAUGACAGAACAACACUAGAAAGGAUGAGAACCCUGACCAUGCCUGCCUGCUCUGCCUCUCUGCUCUGCCUGCUUCUAUUGCUGCUCUGUGGGCUCCUCGGAGGUUGGGUGCUGUCCAUCUGCCCCUCUGUGUGCUCCUGCAGCCGGGGACACCGUGUGGUGGACUGCUCCUCACGAGGCCUAACCAAGCUACCCCCUGGUCUGCAGCACAACAUCCGCUUUCUCAACCUCUCUUUUAAUAGCUUGCAGGGUCUGGACAGCCAGCUCAGCCAUUAUGCCCACCUACGGACCCUGGACUUGUCCUACAACCGCCUGGAGAGCCUGCCCCCUGCCUUGCCACGGUCUCUGUGGGACAUUCGAGUGGCGGGGAACCAUCUACGCUCGUUGGACAAAAAUGACACAGCUUACCACUGGAACCUGAAAGUACUAGACCUGUCGGACAACGAGCUGGAGAGAGUGGUCUUCAUCAACAACACACUGCCCAGUCUCCAAGCUCUCAACCUCAGCCACAACAGGUUUUGGACUGUGCCCACAAACAUGCCACACAACUUGGAGAGCAUCGAUUUAUCACAUAACUAUCUAACACAGAUCCUGCCUGGUUCUUUGGAUCGGCUGCCAAGGCUGACUCAGUUCUAUUUGCAUGCUAACCGCUUCUCCUGGUUACCUGAAGGGAUCUUUGAUAAGCUGAAGAUGCUGGAGGUGAUGACUCUUGGGGAUAACCCCUGGGCUUGUGAAGAAGAAGAAAACAUAACACGGCUCCUUAGAUGGGCUGAGCAGACCCGUGCAACUGUCUUAGGCUGCCCUUGUUAUACAAGACCCAUCUGUGGGCAAAACCAUCUGGCAACACCGGGGAGGGAGUGGCACUCUGCACUAUUCACAGAACCACCACUGUGGGUUAAUAGCAGAGGUGAAGGGCAUGAUGUUCAAUCACCAGCAAGGACUGCAGAGGUCACGUCUAGUUACCAGGUAAAAUCUGCACUUUUCGAGACAGGAAUAUAUCAGGAUAAAAGAGGAGUGAAUGAAUCCGAGGACCACAUGGUAUUUGUCUGGACAUCUUCCACAACUUUUGAUAGUUUCUCCACACACACAAGCACAACCAAAAGCCCGUGGUCCUCAACCAAGAAGCCCAAAGUAGCUAAUUCACGGAAUAACGGUCAGGGACUCGUCUUUGAGACUCAUCAAACCGUCAGCCUGACUGUUUUAUUUGUGACGACAGCAUUCAACACUUUCUGAACCACCUUGACUGGAUCCAGAAUACACUACUUACUGUAUUAUUUUGGACACUGAAUAUAUGACCAACUAACUCCACUUAACGCCUCCAUUUUCAUUUCCCCUGUAAAAACUGUUGCGACUUCACUAUCAUCUUUCAACUAGCUCAACAUGUCUCUCACAAUCCUAUACACAAAUAUGAACUGUAUAAACCUACAACACAGAAACUCAAAAUAUCUAAUUAUGUGGAGUGCUAAUAUCAAUGCCCAACUCUCAGUAUAAUGGCUUGCACAUUGACAGACUGCUAUGUUCUCUGCGCUUCUCUUCAUAAUGGUGAUGCUUGUGCUACUGAGGAUUGACAAUAUACAUUACAUAACAUUCCAUAGCCCCCAGUGGCACACCUGGCUUCCUCUUAGUGUUUUCCCACCACCUGUGGUUCUUGAACUGGUUUGGUUCAAGAUUCUUGGAACCUUGGUGCUAUGUAGUGAACCAGCCCGCGUUUCCACCAAUUUUGAGCUGAACCAUUGUAAUCAAGGAUGCAUCAUCAACAGAGGGAGAAUAUGACAUGCCCAUUUUGGUUCCCAAGGAAAACCUGCUACUUUUGGGUUCUGAACAAAUAUAUUUUUGGUUGUAAUGAUCCUAAUGGUUCAAAACUAGGUGCACAAACCAGAAUGGAGCCAGUUCAGAUCAGUCUCGGAGUAUUCAGGUCCACAGACUUUAGUGUCAUUUCUCAUCAUUUACAUACACUGAAACUAUUUUUUUUCUAAUGUAUUUUACCAAUCCUGUACAUUAAGAGCCAUGGGAAGCUGUGGGCAGCCAGGCAACAAUUCUGACACAUGGACACAGCCGGGGGAACCAUGAACCACCAACCCUGCGUUUAGAAGACUACCUACUGAGAUACGGGCACCAUAGCGGUGAGGAGCCUAAAAAUGUCUAUACAACAAAAUAGAAAAAAAGUUACCAAUAAAGGGCUAAUUUAAUGAAAGGAUUAAAAGAAAAAAGAAAUUCAUAGUAUAGUUAUAGUUGUUCCUGUCUGCAGUGGAAACAAUAGGUAAUAGUAUGAAUUACAUGAUAUCAAAUAGUCUUUGAUGCAACAAAAUAAACUUCAAGAAGAAAAACCAAAGCACAAGUAUCUAACAAUCACACUGAAAAGACAGAGUUGGACGGCCCAUCAAAAUUUCAACAAAGACAAGAACUGUUUUGUAUUCCUGGCAAAGAUACUUAAAAGUUAUUAUUAGAUCAAAUUAUUUCAUUUUCUGUCAUAUAAAGUUGUGACUGUGUUUUGUAAUGUUGGUGCUGCUUUAUUAUACUAUAAAGCAAUUAAACAGUCCACUCGAAGGAGGGCUUACAAUAUAUUCAUCAUUCCAGUAUCCUAACUGACAAAUCAUCAAGAUCCUGCAAGGCUCCUGGCUUAACUAUCAGUUGCAGUGACUACUACACUGGACAGCAGGAAAGGAAGUGACCUGGUCUGGAUUAGGAGUUGUAUGAAAGACCUUAGAUGCACCCGCCUAAAAAAAGUAGGAAAAAAAAAGAAAAGACGGCAGGGCUGUUCAUAGCCUACCUUGUACCUUUUACACAUUUAGGUUGACAGGUAAGCAAGACUAUGUUUGUAAAACCUCUUCUUGGGGUGCUUCUUCUCUGAUGAAUCAAAUAAUCGUCCGUUAUAAUAGGUGGCAACCUUGGGACAAACAUGGAGUUUGGAGUUUUCCCUCAAAACACAAAAAGAGAGGCAGCGGGAAGUCAGUGGUGGACAUUAUGAAUGCUGAGUUAAAAGCAUGUCUAGAUCUGUCAGCAUGGUGAAAAUAAGCCUUAAAUUAGGAAUUUGAAUGGCCACAUGGAACUAUUCUACUGUUUCAAAUCAUCCUGCAGAAUUCAAGAUAGAAUGCUGACAUAGCUGAGAUCCAGUUUAACAUUAAUGCAAUUUGACUGAUUAGUAAUUGAUUAGUAAGUAAUAAUAAAAAUAUCCAAAACUGAAUACUGACAGAACAAAGGUGCACAGUAAAUACCCAAACAGAAAACAAUACAAGAACUAACAUUUGUGGUAAUUAACACAAGACCAAUACAUUUCCCUGCUUUGUUUAGUGGGAAUUUUAGCCAUUACACUGGGCUGUCAGUGCUUCUGCUUUGGUACAGGGCUAGAUUUAUGAAUAAGCAGAGUUGACACCGAGGGUAUGGGAUGUAGCACAGCAGUAAUUCUCACAUCAAUCUGAAGGUUGUUAUCUGCUUGAAACGGAAACUGUUGGGUGGUUAUUGCAACCACUGUUGAUAGGUGUGUCAACAUCCUGGAAAUUUCAUAUACUGUGCUACAGGGUAUGAUUCACCACAGCGUAUAACAGAGUUAUACAGAUCACAAAACUGGUACAGCUAGCAAAGGUUAAUCAAACAGACACAUGCAGUAGUUUCUUUCUGCAAUGAUAAAGAAAAAAAAAAAACAUUAGCACAAGUGUAUGAUGUGAUGCAAUGUGUUUUUUGUUGAAACUACAAAUAUACAAUGAAGAUCCCAACUCAAGGUCCACCAGACAGCUUUUACAGUUCAACACAGCUAAGGUGACAAGCAGCUGACAUCUACUGACAUCAACAGAUGUAUGCGUCUCCUUGCUGAUGAAGACUGUGUGAUAUGUUUGAAAGUAGAGAUGGAUCAUUAUCUAGGCAUAUUUUAAUGGACUAGUUUGCUAAAACACAGCAGAGUGUCUUUUACUGCACUCUAUUGUCUGCCACUGUCACACUUUCAGCUCUAUUUCCUUUCCCUGUGUUCUUUCCAAUAAAGCAUGUCUAACAAGAA
Molecule: messenger RNA, 4320 nt
Organism: Dicentrarchus labrax (European seabass)
Lineage: Eukaryota; Metazoa; Chordata; Actinopteri; Moronidae
Gene: omgb
Product: oligodendrocyte myelin glycoprotein b
Exons: 3
Coding region: 354-1562 (402 amino acids)
Biological process (GO): neuron projection regeneration
Molecular function (GO): protein binding
Source: RefSeq, a predicted model, not a curated record